Perkinsus marinus ATCC 50983 is the source of this 4857-nucleotide messenger RNA. Its product is annotated as protein arginine n-methyltransferase, putative. Bases 1 to 4857 code for a protein of 1618 amino acids. Gene Ontology annotation, molecular function: RNA binding; protein-arginine N-methyltransferase activity. Gene Ontology annotation, biological process: peptidyl-arginine methylation. The transcript is spliced from 38 exons. The record is from RefSeq and is a predicted model, not a curated record. NCBI's taxonomy places the organism in Eukaryota, Perkinsozoa, Perkinsida, Perkinsidae.
AUGGUCGUGACUGCUGCUGCUCUAGUGAAUGGUGAUGUCCGUGAUGGUAUGCUCAGCCAAGCACCUACAGUAGAGGAGGCCAAUACCGUUGAGGAGGAGGCAGAAGAGAAGGAAGAUUGUUUCUAUAAUGCCCAUAGUGUUAACACGCAACAAUCUGCCACGUCUGGAAAGUCGGAGCAGAUGGUCAUGCCAGCUGGUCUGAAUAGUGAAGAGGGAGACUCUGGCAGAGGAGUCCAUCUCCUAGAGGGAGGUCGAGAGGCACUAGAGGCAGCAAUAGAGACUCCUAUUAUCAAGAGGAUCGUCAUAGGGAUGACCGAGGCAGGAGAGGACAAGGCCUCUCCUCCUCCUCCGGCUCCUCAAGAGGAGUUGCCUCCUGUUGAUGAUGGGUCUGACGGAGAGCUGCCAUUCCCGUACAAUCAGAUGGGAAAUAGUGGCGUUAGUGAUGAUGAGGAUCCUCUGGGGUAUGGGGACGAUUCCCCAACCAGUGGCCCUGAGGGGACUAGUCAAGAGAAGGAAGGUUCGACUAAGGCGGAAGACAACACUCCGUGGUGGCAACGGUUCCAUCCGGCUAAGCCUCCACCGCCGAAACAGGAUGGUUUCAAUGAUGAUGACAUGGCAGCUCAAUUUGGAUACGCUGGACAGCAGGCCUGGGGUCAGCAGCUCCCAACAGGGCAGCCGGGCAAUCCAACGUUCCAACCUCGGCAAAUGAAUGCUCCCUUGCCACCGCAGUUCCCUCCACCCCCACCAGUGGCUGGUGCAGGAGGGUAUGGCCAGCAGCCUCCACCACCUCCUCCGAGAGCACCACCACCCAGCACACUGAUACUUAGUAAUAUUCCUGCCGAUGUAUCCUUACCGGCUUUAUUCCAGCAUUGCCAGAAAUACGGGGAAGUGAGUGGAGUUCACUGCAAGCUGGAGGAGGGCAAUGCUACGGUGGAAUUCACUAAUCGGCAAUCGGCAAUAGCGAUGAUGGCCGAGCCCGUUUUGGGUCAUCCUGAGAUACAGGUAAAGUGGCAAGUGACGAACCUACCGGCUGGAUCACCGUCGGCGAUGCCUCAGAUGGGAGGAGCUGCAAUUGCUUCGUCUCCGGGAGGUGGAAGGCCAGGUGGACGAGGAGGAGGGUAUCGUGAGGGUGGAGGAAAGGGUUUCCGACAACAACAGCAGCAACCUCGACACGCAGGUAAUUUAGUAUUGGAAAAUGCUGAGCAUCAGCAUCAACGAGCGGCGAGGGAGGCGAAGCAAGCACAGGAGAUGCAACGUGUGGCGGUGUUAUCGAGGAUGUCGGAGACUGUCAAGCAGCUACUAUCGAAGUUAACGGAUGAAAAGACAUCAGAGACUCAGAAGGAAAUGUAUAAGAAGAUGCUAGAGAAGGUGAAGGAACAGAUGCAUGCACUAUCGGAAGAUAUGCAGAAGGAGAAAGCGGAGAAGGCUAAGGCUCGAGAUGCAGCGAUUCGGGCACGGUAUGCGGGUAUGCAAGCACUUCAGAAGAAUCAGUCCAAGGAGUCCCAAGACCGAAUGACGUUGGAUAAUCGGCCGAGAGCAGUGCUGUUGGAGGAGAUGGACUCGGAUUUCGAUUCGGUUCCAGUGGUCAUGGAAUAUUUCAGGGUCCUGGAUGUAAAGGGUGUUCGGGACUUCAUAUGGAGGGAGGAUAGCUGUAUCGUGCGCUUCGAGAGCCGAUGGGCUGCUGAAGAGUUCGUUAAGCAAUCGACUAAAUUCCCUUUUAAAUGUUCCUAUCUAGCGAACGAGACAGCGGAUGCAGCGGCUAAGGUGACGGAGCCAAUGCAGCCUCUUCCUCCUGGUGCUGGUGCAGUGAUUGGCGCCGAGGUCCCUGAGGAUGAUGAACAGCCUGUUGGACAAGUUGCUGAUGGGGAAGGGAAGCAACCGGUGGUGGUGGUGGAGGAGGAGGAAGUGGAGGUGAUGGAGGUUGGAGAAGAAGAGGAUAGACCAGAGCAUCCUGGAGUGUAUGCGGAGUUACGGCAGGUCCGGGAGCGGCUCCAUGAGGAGAGCGUGAACGAGUGGCACGUUCGAAUGCUGAAUGAUGGUGCUAGAAAUGUGGCCUACAAGAAGGCGAUAGCAGAGGCGAUGCGGGAUAAGGAAGGUCAAAUCGAUCGAGUGAUCGAUGUGGGUUGCGGUACUGGAAUUCUCAGCUACUACCUGGCGGAGUGUGCUCCAAAGGGAACUGAGAUCACUGCAUGCGACUGCAGUUGGGCGCUUUGUGAGGUGGCGAGGCGAGCGUGCGGUCCUCGAGUGAAGGUUAUACAGGCAGACUCGGCUGACUUGGUGUUGGAGGCACCAGCGGAUAUGGUCGUGGCUGAGCUGAUGGACUGUGCAUUGUUGGGGGAAGGGUUCCUGGAUGUCGUGAGGGAUCUGAGGAGGCGGGGGCAGGUGAAGGAGGAAGCGCUGGUGAUACCGGAGCGUGGUACAGUGUAUGGCUGUGUGGUCGAGUCUGAUGUUAUACGAGAAAGGAACCUCUAUGUGGGGGAGAAUGUUCGUCUGGAGGAUGGGUAUGGGAGCAUACAUGGUCGGGGAGGAUUCCAGUACAGGGCGUUGACGAAUACCUUCAGAGUAUGCUCAGCUGAUUUCGGCAGUGGGCAGGUUGGGGGCCUUGGGGUUAGGGAGGUGGAGGUUAGGGAAGGAGGGGAGUGUGCAUGCGUGCUGGUGUGGUGGGAAGCGACCUUGUAUGGCGAUAUCAGAAUUAAUAGUGUCAAGGACUGCGACUGGGACUAUGCGGUGUUCCCAUGCCCUCGUAGGAAGGUGGAGGAGGGGGAGACUAUCAGAGUAAGGGUGGCGUAUGAGGAGUCUAAGCUGACUGUGGAGUUUGAUGGCUCGUAUGCUGUGGAUGCUACUGAGGCGUCUGAGUUCGAUAUUAUGACUGCUAGUAGUAUUCGGAAAAGGGGAUGCUCUGGGUAUCGAUCCGGAGACCUCUCGAGAGGAGGCCUGGUGCUUGAUCUCACUGGAGUAGGUCACUCGAUUGCCCCUUAUCUGCUUGCUGAGGGAUUCUCCGGAUCAUUACUAUCAUGGAUGCCGAGAGAAGGCGAUGGUCUGUGGUCGCUAUUGAGAGAUCAGCUCGUACACUUCCGCAUAUCGCCGGAGGACUUCGCCAAGCAUGUGUGUGUAGUUGAGGCCAACUCCCAACGCGAGUUCGUUGAGGAGAUUCAAUUCCGUGGACUCCUGUCGGGCCGCCCUCUAGAGAGGGUCAUCUUCCAACCGGUCCUACCUUGGGGGGAAGUCGACCCUGAGUCGUGGGAGAUCGUAACGUCGUUGAGAGAUGAAGUGGCUAUCACUCCAUCGCAGGUCAUCUCUUGCAAGGGGUGUUGGACGGGAAGUGCUGCAGUUAGGACGGCGACAGUGGUGGAGGAGAGGAGUGUGCCUGAGACCAUCAGGGAAGAGGUCAAUCGAGGCGAACUACUCAGAGUAGAUAUGUUGAAGGACUUCCCGCUGGAAGAUCUCCAGAUGAUAGGGGAGGCCGUGCCUCUAUUCGGUGUCGAUGUUGUUAGUGGUGAAGUAUCUAUGAGUUGUUGUUCAACGCGGGAGGGAGGUGGUUUUACAUUCGGUAGCAUCCCGGUUCGAAUCCCAGAGGGAGCAACCGGUCUGGUCUUACAAUACACCCCAUCCCCUUUACCCGUUACUGGCCGCUGUGUGAUCCCAUGUAGAGGGGAGGGCGGAGGAUCAGCGGAAAUCAGAGUAGCAUGGGCCUCUCAACCGACUCCCACCGGUUGGUAUGUUGGAGGGGUCAGGGGCUCCUUGGGCUGGCUGGUAAUCAAAUGGCAUACAAACGAGAGACCACGGUUGGUAGCCUUAGUAGAAGCGUUGUUGGAGGAGGGGAGGGUAUCCCUCCGUCGCCUCAAGACGCCCAUGAAGGAUUUUGCGGGGGUGCAGGGGACCAUGGGCUCCUAUGCUAAAGCGUUCCGGUGGGGCUCACAGAGGAAAAAGGGACGCUGGUAUUAUCGCUAUCAUAAACCACUUGGUCACGGCAAUUGGCAGAAAUACAUUGAACGAUACGAGACCCCGAGGGAGCUCGAGUCGAGGCAGAGGCUGGUCUUUUCUACCAGGGCAGAUUAUAGGACAUACAAGCAGGCAAUCAGUUGGCAGUGGAAGCUCCCAAAGGCUAUUGCAGAGGCGACUACAGUGGAUGAGGUCCUAGAUGCAUGGAUGCUGUAUCGACAUCGACAGUUUAAGCAACAUCAUCAUUUCUUCAAGGUCUUGCAGAGGCUCGUGGAGGUACAGAGUAAAAGUGGUCACGUCAACCCGAGCGACUGGAGACUAGCGUUUAUCACGAAGAAAUUGCGAGGACGAACGCAGCAGUUAGUGAACACCCCACGCUUAGCGAGGCUGUACUCCCGGCUGGGCUCUGGUGACGGCAUGUGGUUUAUGGUGGAGAAGUGCACUCGAUACCUCUCGAGAGAAUACAUGCUAGCCAGGUAUAAGCCUUAUCAGCUGGUCUGGAUAGCAGACGCCUGGGGAGCCUGUCGGUUGCGGGAUACCUUCUUAUUCGGGAGGCUGGCACGGUACUUGUCUCGAGUGGUACCUCAACUGACCUCUGACCAGCUUCUGACGGUAAUGGAAGCCUAUGGGAGGUGCGAGGUCACCCACGCUGCGUUGAUGGGGAGGAUCCUCAACGAGGUCCUCAAGCGGAAGCUCUCAGUACAGCAGUACGCUAGGAUGGCCGCUGCUUUGGGUCUCUUACGAGUUCAGGAUUAUACAGCCCUGGAAAUGGCCGCUCAUGCUGCCGUUAAUGCAAUAAACGCUGGAGUCGGGUACACUACGACAGAUUUGGUCACCAUAGCAGAGGCUCACUCCAAGCUGAAAGUGAACGACACGAAGCUGUUUCAAAACGUAAUAGCCGCUAUCUUGGUCUAG